UCCUCCGUGGAGCUGCAGUCAAGGAUGUUGGAAGAGAGAAAGAGGGAAAUAGUGACACACUGGUGGACAGUGCCCUACAGUAUCGUAACAUUUCGGACAUAUACCCUCUUCUAAUGAAUAAUAAACCAGUUAUUUCUUCUUGGAGGAUCUACGAGGGAAGAUGCACGUAAAACUUGGUGGAUGUUAAGAAGAGAAAAGUGAUGAGGCUGUUAUCUGAAGCACUCUGACAGGAUGGCAUCACAGGGGGGGGAGGAGCCUCCAUCAAACGCAAGUCAGUCAGAUAGCCGUCUAAAGAGCAAGAAGCCGCCCAGCCUUGUAAUAGCUAUCCCUCCACCUGAGGAAAUGAUGUCCCACGACCCUGCAAAACAGCCACUACGACCGUCACUGAAAAAAAGUGCGAGUGGUCAAGCCACCGCUUCUGUGUCAGAGAGCAUCAGUGGAGCCGGAGAUGGACGCUUCUCAGUCAGAGACAGAAGGGCAAAGUUUGGUAGACAAACGUCGCUCUCACAAAGCAUCCGCAGGAAUACAGCCCAGUGGUUUGGGGUGGGGGAAGGCUGUGAGACCAAGCAGCAGGUAUGGCACAGGAAGAGCCUGCGCCACUGCAGCCAGCGUUAUGGCAAGCUAAAGCCCCAGUAUAGAGAGUCUGAGACGGCCACCAGCAUCGACCAGGGCCUGGACUCACCAGCAACAAACAAGAUGCCCAAGAUUGUGGAUCCCCUGGCACGGGGCCGAGCCUUCCGUUGCCCAGAUGAGAUGGACAGUCGCUCCCCCAGGACACCCCACACCACUCAGGGGGGUCCCAUUACCCCGGGUGUCAUCUCACUCAGCUCCGUCACCAGCCAGCGCUCUGGGUACAGCCGCUUCCCCAAGCGUAAGAGGGAGUCCGUCGCCCGCAUGAGCAUCCGAGCUGCAUCCAAUCUGCUGAGGGGUCGUAGCGGCUUGGCAGGUUCCCAGACAGGUCGCAGUUUCCCUAAGAGGAGCUUUGCCAGGUCCAGCUGGAUGGACGAGGACACUGUGGACUCUGCAGGCACGUCCGAGUCGCUCUUCUUCAGCAAGGUUGAUGCCCAUGAUGAGUUGUACUCUAUGGCUGAUGACGUAUUUGAAUCGCCUCCCAUGUCUGCAUGUUGUGCUCCCAGCGAGCAGCCUGACCAGAAGUUCCCAAGCCUUAAGGACAUAUCUCGAACACCCAGGACACCAAUAGCAGUGCCCGAAAAGGGCCAUCCUCGUCGGGGUGGUCGCAUCGCCUCCCAAGUUAAGCACUUUGCAUUUGACAAACAAAAGCGUCAGUACGGCAUGGGCGUUGUUGGGAAGUGGCUGAACCGACACUACCGACGCAGUCUCAGCAGCAACAUACAGAAGCAGCUGGACGACUUCCACAGCCACAGGCCAUAUUUUACCUACUGGAUCACGUUUGUCCAUAUAGUAAUCACUUUGCUAUCCUGUUGUACAUAUGGUUUUGCGCCUGUGGGGUUUGCACAACAUUCUACAUCUGAACUGGUGCUGAAGAACAAAGGCAUUUAUGAGAGUGUCAAGUAUAUCCAACAGGAGAACUUCUGGAUCGGUCCUAGCUCUGAGGACCUGAUCCACCUGGGGGCCAAGUUCUCACCGUGUAUCCGUCAGGACACACAGAUAGUUAGUCUGAUCCAAAAGGCCAAAGACCUGGAGAGAGAGUCUGGCUGCUGCGUUCAGAAUGACAACUCUGGAUGUGUGCAGACCCACAGCUCCGACUGCUCCGAGACGCUGGCUACCUUUAUUAAAUGGAAAAAUGAGCAGGUGGACAUCAACAGGUUCUCUGGUUCUGUCUGUCACCAGGAUCCCAGAGUGUGUGAAGAGCCUGCCUCUGCAGAGCCUCAUACAUGGCCGGAUGACAUCACCCAGUGGCCGGUGUGUACUUAUCCCAAGAAGUGGAACCACACAGGCUACAGACACAUGGACUGUAACAUCAAGGGACGGCCUUGCUGCAUAGGAACUAAGGGCAGAUGUGAGAUCACGACCAGAGAGUAUUGCUCUUUCAUGCAUGGUUACUUCCAUGAGGAUGCCACACUCUGCUCACAGGUCCAUUGUCUGGAUGAUGUGUGCGGCUUGCUGCCCUUCCUCAACCCUGAUGUUCCUGAUCAGUUCUACCGUCUCUGGCUCUCUCUCUUCCUCCAUGCUGGGCUGUUACACUGCGUGGUGUCAGUGGUGUUCCAGAUGACCAUACUGAGAGACCUGGAGAAGCUGGCAGGUUGGGCCCGCAUCUCCAUCAUUUAUAUCCUCAGUGGUAUCACUGGAAACCUCGCCUCUGCCCUGUUCCUGCCUUACAGAGCUGAGGUGGGUCCAGCAGGGUCUCAGUUUGGACUCCUUGCUUGCCUGUUUGUUGAGCUGUUUCAAGGUUGGCAGAUGCUGGAGAAGCCAUGGAAGGCCUUUCUCAAACUGUUGUGCAUUGUCCUCUUCCUCUUCCUGUGCGGCCUCCUGCCGUGGAUCGACAACAUCGCCCACAUCUUUGGUUUCCUCAGCGGCAUGCUGCUCUCCUUUGCCUUCCUACCCUACGUCACCUUCGGGACUUUUGACAAGUACCGGAAACGUAUCCUCAUUGCUGUCUCAAUGUUGGCCUACAUCGGGCUGUUCUCUUCCCUCAUCGUUUGGUUUUAUAUUUACCCCAUUAACUGGCACUGGCUGGAGCAUCUCACCUGCCUGCCCUUCACAAGCAAGUUCUGUGAAAAGUACGACAUAGACCACGACAUUAACGAUGUUGUGCACUAGUCUCUGUGCUACUGAUGACCACAGCGUCUGUGCUACUGUUCCACUAUCUUCUAGCCGAUGACCAGGUCAGCUGUUUCCAGGUCAGGCCUUUUAAUAAUGUGGCAAUCAUUUUUUUAAAUUACUAUUUGUUCAUCAAAGGACCUGAUCAAAGUCCUUUUGAAUGGAAGUGGAUCAAUCUCUUCUCCUCAGCCUGCUGACUUGCUUACUUCCGUAAAACAUUACUCAACCUUUUUAAUCCUCAGCCAAGUCUGGCACUACCUAGCUUGUUAAUUUGCUAAUGGGUUAGCAGAUCCUCAGAAUCAGAGGACAGGAAAAGAUACUCAGGACGUCAAAACUGCGUAGAGCUGGGUGGGCCUAAAGGAAAAGAUCUACAGAGCGAGAGACUGUCUCGUUCCUUCAGUUCAUGAAAAGUCACAUCAAACUAAAGAAGCCAAAUGACAGAAGAAGACACGAGCACCUCUGGCCUAAAAUCACUUUUCCCUAACUCUGUGGACAACAAACAGCUGAGAUAAAAAGGAAGACUGAUGCCAUAGUGGGUCAUUAGGUACCUUGUGGCCCCGUGAACUGAGAUACAUCAGACGCCUCCUACUACUCAUUCUUGUUUCCAGUAACACUGGGUUUAACACUACAAAAAGCUGUCAUUCACUUCUGCUGCUUCUCGUACGCACUGGGCAUGUCAAUAUUCUUUGGAGCAGUGAAAUGUUAUGCUAAAGGUAACAAUGUGUAUUACCUGUGCAGCUGGAAGAGUUAAAGUCAAAUAUCAGUGGUAGAUUUCUAUCUAAAACCACUAGUUGCCUUAAACAGACUAUGCCAUUUUACAACUAUGUCUCAUUUUCCUUUUCCAUACUGCUUGUGAUCAACUUACUGAAUGCUGAUGGACACAUUUCUGACCCCAACCUACCAAAGCAACUUCACACACUGCUUAUAUAUGCAUGUUGUUUUUCACAAUCCCUUAGUUUUGUCACUGCCACAAAAACAAGCUCUACUUAUAAUGUCUCAUAUUUGGUCAUAUUUGUCACAGUGGUGCCUAACCCAUUUUGUAAAUUUUAAAAAAUUAAAUCAUGAAAACAAUAUUUAUUCUAAGAGUAAUUAUCUAAACAGGCAUUUUUGUUAGAUCAAAGCAAGUUUUGUACUGUAUUUUUUGACUCUGUGAAUCACAAGAUGUCGUUUAUGUUUCACCUGAGCCUUAAUAUGUUUGUGAAAUGUACCAUAAAAGGCUUUCUUUUUAACAUUUAAACUUGUGAAUACGCUCCUUGACAAAAACAAUGCAAGAAAGAUUAUUUUUCACAAUUUUAAACAGUAGAGUUGCUGCAGACAUAGGAUUUAUCCCCUACACAUACACUUUUUUUUACACAUCCUUUUGUCUGGACCCUAGCAGCUGAUUGUUGGUGUCGUCUAUGACCCACAGUAGAUGGUGGGUCCCUGGCAAGUGUAACAGUGUGAUUUCAGAAGUCCUAACACCUGAAGUGAAACAUUUCUUUCACGGGUUCCUGGCUUUUGUCUUGGAUCUAGUUUGUUGUUGUUCAUGAUUCUGGCAUAUGUUGACCCCAGCUGUGAGGAAAGCCCCGGUAAUGUGUGGAGGAUUACGUGAGUUGCUAAGUGAUUUAUGAGAUUAUGUGACUUUGUCUGCAGGGCUCACUCACUGAUCAUCUGGUGUUGUUGAGAGUUGUGAAAAGACAAUCAGAAUAGGUUGUAUGUUGGACAGUUCAAAUAUUUUAUUCAGUUUUAAUACGGGUGUAUUUAGAUUGCAAAGGUCAUCUGUUUCAAGACAUAAGACUCUGCCUUUAUACAUAAAAGUGGGCAAACCUCUUUUUAAGAAACUGUGCCUUUUGACUUGUGAGUGUUUGAUCUGAACCACAACAACCCACAUCUUUAAUCUGCUGUGUUUACAUUGGGACCAAAUCAUUUCUUUUGUAUUUAUGGGAAUAAAAAGGGAAAGUUUCAAAUUUCAAGUCACCGUCAAGGUACUGUUCUGUUUUGCUUCAGCUUUAUAUGUGAAAAUAUAUGUGUGUAAAAGCAGUCAUGUCAAAAUAAAUGCCACUCUAGAAAUAA
Messenger RNA from Siniperca chuatsi (mandarin fish), 4794 nucleotides. Its product is annotated as inactive rhomboid protein 2-like. The transcript has 19 exons. The record is from RefSeq and is a predicted model, not a curated record. The coding region runs from base 232 to 2742 and encodes 836 amino acids. Gene Ontology annotation, cellular component: endoplasmic reticulum membrane. NCBI's taxonomy places the organism in Eukaryota, Metazoa, Chordata, Actinopteri, Centrarchiformes, Sinipercidae. Gene Ontology annotation, molecular function: serine-type endopeptidase activity. Gene Ontology annotation, biological process: regulation of protein secretion; regulation of epidermal growth factor receptor signaling pathway.